AUGCUGUAUGAACCUCGUGGCCUGAUGCGCUCUGCCAUCGAAGGGUUCUCUUGCGGAGAUCUUGUUUUCUUUACCGCACAUUUGUCAUAUAACAACAAGCCCCCCAACAUCAAUCUUUCGGCUAGCAAUGUCAAGUUUCGUCCCGAACUCCACACGAAGGUCUCAGAACUCCUCAAAAGCGGCAAAGGCCUCAUUCUCACGUUGUCUGAUUACCGUGAAGCAACAAUGCAGCCAUUCCCAUUGGACAACAAUGAUGAUGCGUUUGAUAGCGGGCGCUUCUUCUUCAAACCCCGUCAAUCCUUCGAGGUAAAAGUGUGGAUUGACCCCAAGGCGCCUAGUGCCAAUGGGCCCGGGCUUUUGGAUGAUUUGUCUGAGUUGGUUGGACAGGGCCAGAUGGAUCCCGGCGAAGAUGUGUAUUGGGAUGUGGGCGUGUUGAACAAAGACCCAUUUGCAGAUGAGACGAACGAGACUCCGUGGGAUGAAGAAUUGAAUGCGACCACGAGCGUGCUAAAUACUGCCACCGUGUAG
Penicillium longicatenatum is the source of this 528-nucleotide messenger RNA. RefSeq lists its product as uncharacterized. NCBI's taxonomy places the organism in Eukaryota, Fungi, Ascomycota, Eurotiomycetes, Eurotiales, Aspergillaceae. The record is from RefSeq and is a predicted model, not a curated record. Bases 1 to 528 code for a protein of 175 amino acids. The transcript has a single exon.